Aureobasidium musti is the source of this 618-nucleotide messenger RNA. The record is from the annotation of a GenBank genome assembly. Lineage: Eukaryota; Fungi; Ascomycota; Dothideomycetes; Dothideales; Saccotheciaceae.
AUGCAAAAGUACCACGGUGCUUCCAGUUCCUCCAGCGGCAAAGGCAAGCAAUCAUCGCCGCCGGGAAAGUCGCCCAGCAAGUCACCUGGCCAGUCACGACCCAUUCUUCGCGCACUCCCACCAAUUCCACUCUGCAAGUGCCGCGAUCGUAUCGGAGAGCCGACCUUUGCGCAGGGCGAAAGACUCGAGUGGCCCGUCCUCCGCGAAAAGAUCAUGCGCGUCUUCCCUCGUUCCUCCAACCCCAUCAUCCCCUGCGACUGGGGUCAAAAACUCAUCAAACAAGACGCCAACGGCCACACCUGGGACCUUCACUACCUCGAACUCAAAGAAUGCAUCACCGCACCCUCAUACAUGCCCAUUGCACCUGAAGCUGCACCCCAAGUCCUCUUGCGCGGAGAGCCUGCAACCAGAAUGUCUGACGCACUGGAGAGUGUGAUGAACAUCUUGGAUCAAAUACCCUACAACUGGAGAUACGACUCCAACACCAAACUUCCCAUUCAUGCUGAGGAGUUUCCGGCGUUUGAGAUUGAUUGCUCUAUGUGUGGGUUGCCUCGCAAGGAUCCUAGAUACUUGCCUCCUAAGCCGCAGACUAGCCACAAACUCAACCUCAAGCGCUAG